AUGUCUGGGGGGGAGCAGACUGUUCGUGAUGUUGAGGAGUAUUUCCAGGAACGAGGGCCAACAGUCACAUUCAGCAAUUUGCACUACUGUGUUCAGGAGAGGCAGCGCUGCUGCAAGAAAGGUCCUGAAAAGUACAUCCUCAACGAUGUAAGUGGUAUCAUGAGACCGGGGAUGAAUGCUAUCAUGGGCGCCACAGGAAGUGGCAAAACAUCGCUUUUGGAUGUAAUCGCAGGAAGAAAAGACCCUGCUGGACUUCGGGAAGGACAGGUCUUGGUGGAUGGCAAGGCCGUCACCUCGGAGCUCAGGCUCAGCUCUGCUUAUGUGGUUCAGGAUGAUAUCCUGAUGGGCACACUGAGCGUGAGAGAAAACCUUCUGUUCAGCGCCAACCUGCGUCUCAACCCUAAGCAUCACUCAUCCUCAGACAAACGCAGCAGGGUAGACGUCAUCCUACAAGAGCUGGGCCUAACAGACUGCGCAGACACUAAGAUAGGAACAGAGUUUCUGCGUGGCGUAUCAGGAGGUGAAAGGAAGAGGUGCAGCAUCGGGAUGGAGCUCAUCACGUCUCCUUCUCUGCUGUUUCUGGACGAACCAACCACCGGACUGGAUUCUAACACUGCAAACUGUAUCAUCAAUCUGCUGCACAAGCUCUCCAGAAAGGGUAAGACUGUGAUCUUCUCCAUCCACCAGCCACGCUACUCCAUCUUCAGACAAUUUGACCACCUGACUCUGAUGCAUAAAGGAGAGAUGGUGUACGCAGGGGCAGCAGACCAUGCGCUUGAAUACUUCACAGACCUUGGCUAUCAAAUAGAGUCCUUCGAUAACCCUGCUGAUUUCUUCUUGGACAUCACAAAUGGAGAAGCUAAAUGCACAUCAGAGUCACUCACUGCAGCUGAGGGUAAAAACCCGUUGGCCAUCAAGUACCGCCAGUCCAAACUGUGCCAGGAUGUGAUCGAGGAGUUGGACCAUGUUUACCAGAGCGUUGCUGAAAGGGUCAAAGGUCAAGACAAGAAAGUUGACUAUGUUACCUCUUUCUUCUACCAGAUGCGUAUUGUGUGUGGCAGGACGGUCCUGAACAGUCUGAGGAACCCUCAGACCUCUUAUGCUCAGCUGGCUCUCAACAUCUUUUUUGCUAUUCUGGUGGGACUCAUUUAUUACCAGAUGCCCCUAACACUGCCCGAGGGUUUACAGAACAGGACUGGAGCAUUCUUCUUCCUUAUCAUCAACAUGGUGUUUGGAAAUCUCUCUGCUGUUGAGCUCUUUAUCAAUGAAAGGGCGAUCUUCAUUCAUGAGAACUCCAGUGGCUACUAUCGUACUUCUGUCUACUUCCUGUCCAAGAUAAUUGCUGAUCUCCUCCCCAACCGCAUUAUUCCCAUCUUUGUUUUUUCAGCGAUUGCCUACUAUAUGAUGGGAUUGAAGCCUGCCUUCCUGGCCUUCCUGUGUUUUGCACUGACGAUGUCUCUGGUCAGCCUGGCCGGAGUUAGUCUGGCCUUCCUUGUCUCAGCGAGUGUAUCCUCAUUUGCCAUGGCUAAUAUCCUCAUUGCUCUUCCCUUCGUCUUCAUGAUGGUCUUUGGUGGCUUUCUUGUCAAUCUCAAUUCCAUGCUGAGCUGGCUCUCCUGGCUGAAAUGGUUCAGUGUCUUCAAAUAUGGAUUGGAUGCGACAUUCAUCAACGAGAUGACAGGACAGUUCUUCUACAGCAACACCACCAUUAUCCCAGGAGAGCUGUUUCUGGAAGGCCAGGGCAUCGAUUACUCUGCGUGGGGCUUCUGGCAGAACCAGGUGGCUCUGCUGGGAAUCAUAUUGGUCUGCAUGUUCCUGGCCUAUGUCCAGCUGCGGCGAAUCAACCGCUGGAAAUGA
This is a messenger RNA of Scomber scombrus (Atlantic mackerel), 1854 nucleotides long. It is a transcript of the gene abcg2b, whose product is annotated as ATP-binding cassette, sub-family G (WHITE), member 2b. The coding region runs from base 1 to 1854 and encodes 617 amino acids. The record is from RefSeq and is a predicted model, not a curated record. Gene Ontology annotation, molecular function: ABC-type transporter activity; ATP binding; ATP hydrolysis activity. The transcript is spliced from 15 exons. Lineage: Eukaryota; Metazoa; Chordata; Actinopteri; Scombriformes; Scombridae. Gene Ontology annotation, cellular component: plasma membrane.